AUGGCAUGUAAAGGGAAAGGCAAACUCAAGGGCGUUCCUAAACAAGUAAUGGCAAUCAGUAGGAUCGAGCCACAUGUUGGUCUAAUGGAAGACAAUAUUGAUCCUCGUGUACAAGAGGAGUAUACCCACAGUGGGCCAGUUGAGACUUUGUCUGACGUACCUAUAGAUGAGCAUGAGCCAACUCAUGUGCUGAGAAUCGAAAGUAACCUCAACUCUCAGCUUGUAACCAAUUUAGCAAGCUUUCUCAGAUCAAAUAUUGAUGUUUUUGCAUGGAAACAUGCAGACGUGGUCGGGAUCAGCCCCGAGGUCAUAUGUCAUGCAUUUAACAUUGACAGAGAAAAUUCAAACCUUUAUCUCAACAACUGUGUGCCUCUUUAUAAGGCUGCAUUAAAAGGUGACUGGACAACUGCCAAAAAAUUGUUAGACAAAGAUCCAACGAUGUUACGUGCCAGUAUCACAAAGGGACAAGAAACUGUUCUUCAUAUUGCGGCAGGAGCCAAACAAACUCGCUUUGUAGAGGAGCUGAUAAAGUCGAUGCAACCGGAAGACCUGACUCUGUCAGACCAAAAUGGAAGCACGGCCUUCUGUUGUGCCGCUGCAGCUGGAGCUACUGAAAUUGCUAGGAUUAUGUUGAAGAAGAAUCCCAGUCUUUUGACAAUCCGAGGUAGUGAAAAUAUGAUGCCUGUGUUUUUGGCUGCUCUGUUAGCACAAGGGGAGAUGUCAUCUUUUUUAUAUGAUGAAUUAUCUCAAGCGCAACAUGUUUUCAAUUGGGACGACAAAGUUGCUCUAUUUUUCACUUGUCUCACCAAUGGCUUAUAUGAUCUGGCAUUAAAAAUGCUAAAGGAUGGUCCAGAUUUAGCUUUGGCUCGUGAUCGAAAUUGUGAGACUGCCUUACAUGAUUUGGCUCGAAAACCUUCAAUAUUUCCCAACAAAAAUCAAGGUUCAUUCAGGAGGCUUAUCAACUCAUUCCUAGGAUUAAUGAAGUUGAAUCACAACAAGGAUUUCCAAUCAACUCAAGCUCUUGAAUUAGUCAAAUGCCUGUGGGAAGAAACAUUAAAACAAGAUGACUUGGAGCUAGCGAACCUAACCCAAACGCCUUCAAGAAUUGUGUUUGAGGCAGCUAAAUUUGGAAAUUCCCAAUUUUUGGCUGAGCUCAUUUACCGUUAUCCUGAUGUGAUAUAUCAUUUUGAUGAAAAUGAUUACAGUAUAUUUCACAUAGCAGUUUUACACCGUCAUGCCGAUGUGUUCAAUCUAAUAUAUGAGAUAGGUUUAACUAAGGAUUUGUUCAUGACUUGUGAAGAUAAGGAUCAACAGAACAAUAUGUUGCAUUUGGCUGCAAAAUUACCACAUCCAAGUCGAAUUGGUGUCGUAUCAGGAGCAGCUCUACAAAUGCAGCGAGAAUUAUUAUGGUUUAAGGAGAUAGAAAAAAUAGUGAAACCUUCCUUCCGAGGAAAGAAAAACUCGAAUGGUCAAACACCUAAAGAGUUAUUUACUGAGGAGCACAAAGAGUUAUUGAAAAAAGGAGAAAAAUGGAUGAAGGAUACUGCUAAAUCAUGUAUGCUUGUUGCAACAAUCAUUACCACUGUAAUUUUCGAAGCGGUUUUUAGUGUACCAGGUGGAAACGAUAAUAGUAAAGGAUUACCUAUUCAUCUGAAAGAGACAUGGUUUCAGGUUUUUGUCAUAUCAGAUGCAAUCGCUUUGUCCUUUUCUUCUAUCUCAAUCUUGAUAUUUUUGUCAAUCCUUACAUCGCGGUAUACGGAAGACGAUUUUCUCAAGUCAUUACCAUUUAAAUUGAUGGUUGGAUUCUCUACACUCUUUGUAUCCAUAAUCAGCAUGAUGGUAGCUUUUAGCGCAACCCUUUUAUUAGCUUAUCAUGAUAGCAUAAAUUGUGUCACCAUGCUUACUAGUGUAGUUGCAUUUGUACCAACCACUCUAUAUGGAACUGUUUUGGUUUUGUUGAAAAGCGGAGAACAAUGGAUGAAGCAUACCGCUAACUCAUGUAUGCUUGUUGCAACAAUCAUUACCACUAUAAUUUUUGCAGCAGUUUUUAGUGUACCAGGCGGUAACGAUAGUAGUAAAGGAUUACCUAUUCAUCUGAAAGAGACAUGGUUUCAGGUUUUUGUCAUAUCAGAUGCAAUCGCAUUAUCCUCGUCUUCUAUCUCUAUCCUGAUGUUUUUGUCGAUCCUUACAUCGCGAUAUACAGAAGAUGAUUUUUUGGAGUCUUUACCAUUUAAAUUGAUGGUUGGACUCUCUACACUAUUUGUAUCCAUAAUCACCAUGAUGGUAGCUUUUAGCACAACUCUUUUAUUAGCUUAUCAUGAUAGAUUAAAUUGUGUCACGAUGCUUACCACCGUAGUUACGUCUGUACCAGCCACUCUAUAUGUUCUAUUGCAGUAUCCUCUUCUAGGAGAUAUAUUUUGUUCAACAUAUCAUUCUAGGUUUUUGUUUAAACCAAGUAAACCCAUGUUCAGAUUUGUUUGACCUUGAAAGUCUAUUGUAUUGUAUCAUCGA
Pistacia vera is the source of this 2511-nucleotide messenger RNA. RefSeq lists its product as uncharacterized. Bases 1 to 2481 code for a protein of 826 amino acids. Gene Ontology annotation, molecular function: protein binding. The transcript has 6 exons. The record is from RefSeq and is a predicted model, not a curated record. Lineage: Eukaryota; Viridiplantae; Streptophyta; Magnoliopsida; Sapindales; Anacardiaceae.